UGGGACGGAAAGAUUAGGGGGCCCCACCUACGGAAGCGCGUGUCGGGGCGUAAAUUAGUGGAGAAUCAACGGCACGACGGGACGGACCUUCAAUCGCCAUCCGAAUUCGCAAAUCGCCAGCAUCUAUUCAAAAUCCCUUUCACUCCUCUCUCUUCCAAGCCCAAGACCUCUCUCUCACCCUCCCUCUCUCUCCUGGCAUUUCUGGAGGAACAGCAGCACAGAGGACCUGCCUAACUCCGGCGGUUGUUCGGGUGUUAUCCGGCCACUUCUCGUCGGUUUCUUCCUCCACCGAUCUCUCUCUAUUUUGCGAUGUCGAUAAGAACUGUUCGAGUCAGCAAUGUUUCCUUGGGGGCAACUUUGCAAGACAUCAAGGAAUUCUUUUCCUUUUCUGGUGAUAUUGAAUAUGCUGAAAUGCAGAGUGGGGAUGAACAAUCACAAAUUGCAUUUGUUACCUUCAAGGAUUCACAAGGAGCAGAGACUGCAGUCCUACUUACAGGAGCAACAAUAGCUGGUCUACCCGUUACCAUAGGUUUGGAUUCAGAUUAUCAGCUUCCACCUGCUGCUUCAGCACCACCCCAUAAAACAGAAAAUAAAGAUGCAGGUGGUCCUGAAUCUGCUUUGCGGAAGGCAGAGGAUGUAGUCAGUGGCAUGUUGGCAAAAGGCUUUGUAUUAGGUAAGGAUGCUGUCAGCAAAGCCAAGUCAUUUGAUGAGAAGCACCAGUUGACUUCCACUGCCACAGCUAAGGUUGCUUCUUUUGACAAAAAAAUUGGGCUCACUGAGAAGAUCAGUGUUGGGACUUCUGCUGUUAAUGAGAAAGUUCGGGAAGUAGAUCAGAAAUUUCAGGUUUCUGAGAAAGCCAAAUCAGCAUUUUCAGCUGCUGAGCAAAAAGUCAGCAGUGCUGGGUCAGCCAUAAUGAAGAACCGUUAUGUAUUGACUGGGGCUACGUGGGUGACAGGUGCUUUUAAUAAAGUUGCCCAGGCAGCUGGAGAAGUUGGCCAAAAGACAAAAGAGAAGGUAGGAAUGGCUGAAGAGGAACAGAGACGGAAAAUGGUUGAUGAUUAUGCUCAGAUUCAUUUAUCCGAGUCGCCUAAAGCUUCUGCACAAGACGAGCAGAAACCUUCUAAGCCAGCACCAGCACAGGGGUUGAUCCUCUGAAUUGUUACUUCUGCCAACACACUGCUCAAAACUUGUGGAUUCUGUGGUCUUGAUGCUUACUUCACCUUUGUUAAAUGUUGAUUGUUAUAGUUGGAUUUGAUUGCACUCAGUGUGUUUUGACAGUUCUUUCAUGAACUUCAAUAAAUUGAACUUUGUAAGAUUAUAGUUAUCUUUUAAUACUGUUAUUUUGAA
Diospyros lotus (date-plum) is the source of this 1347-nucleotide messenger RNA. Its product is annotated as binding partner of ACD11 1-like. The transcript is spliced from 5 exons. The coding region runs from base 310 to 1155 and encodes 281 amino acids. The record is from RefSeq and is a predicted model, not a curated record. NCBI's taxonomy places the organism in Eukaryota, Viridiplantae, Streptophyta, Magnoliopsida, Ericales, Ebenaceae. Gene Ontology annotation, molecular function: RNA binding.